Messenger RNA from Colletotrichum spaethianum, 1614 nucleotides. RefSeq lists its product as uncharacterized. Bases 1 to 1614 code for a protein of 537 amino acids. The record is from RefSeq and is a predicted model, not a curated record. Lineage: Eukaryota; Fungi; Ascomycota; Sordariomycetes; Glomerellales; Glomerellaceae. The transcript has 2 exons.
AUGACUACUACAGCGAGCGUUAUCGCGCCGGAGAAAGGCGGCGAUGAAGUCGCUGACCAAAGUCACUACACGAUUGUCCGCAAAACGACAAAUCUCGACCGCAUGUUUUAUGUCUAUCAUCGACUAGGGAUUCAGUCAAACGUCCUGGUUUCGGCUCGCUAUGCUUCUGCCCAGUCUGGCAACCAGCGACUUAUCCUUUCCGACGAAGCAGUCUUCUCCGCUCUGCACACCGUUGUCACCAAGUAUCCGGAACUGAGUCUUGUCGGAGUCGUAAAGGCGGUCGACAACAAGAAACAUCUUCUUUCUCUAGCGUCACUCAACAUCGUAGAUCUCGACUCCUGUGUUGAGUUUAUCGACGAAGAGCAGAACAUCGACGCGGAGUUCCUGGAAACCCUUCACAACCAGUGGCAAUGGGCAGAUGGAGAAGUGAAACCUGGUCAGCCAUGGUGGAAGGUCAUUGUUAUUGGGCGUCAAGACGUCAUAUUCGUAUUCCAUCACCUCGUCUGCGAUGGGGCAUUUGGAAUGACUUUCCACCGCGAAUUUCUUGUCGCACUCAAUGCCGCAGCGAUUUCAGAGCUCAACUCGACGCCAUCUCACAAGGUUCAGCUAAAUGCCGAAAGCGUGAGACUGAGCAAGAGACUCGAAGACAACAUUCACAAGAAGCCAUCAAUGCUGGGCGUCAUGUACAACCUUUUCAUGUUCCUCUUCUAUCGUCUGUUCUACGCCAAGAAGCUCUUCUUCAUGAACUUUCCGAAACCCAAGGUACUUCUCACGGAUCCGAUGGCAAUUACCCAGCCCGCCGAUCGAACCGCUACGAAAGUAGUGACAUGCCGUAUUCCUGCUGAGAAGACGAAAGCCAUUAUCGACGCUUGUCGAGCGCAUAGUACGACCUUUACGCCCUUUUUGGCUGUCAUGAUUGCGGGCACACUGGCGACGGACUUCUACCCGAACGCUGAGGUUGGCUUUACCCGGUAUGCCGUGGAUAUGAGAGCCACAGGGUGCUUCGAGACCUCUUCCGAAUACGAGGGUAAACUACUCAACCUAGCCGCGAGUCUACCAGAGCCCGAAUGGUUAAAAAAGUACCGACUGGCAUUCCCCAAGUCCUCGUUACAGGGCGAGAAGCAGCAGGAAAUCACGCCAACCGUCGAUGCGAAGGCCGUGUGGGCGCUAAUUCAAGAUUAUGGAAGACGGAUGAAGGAGUCGUGUGCGGGCGGCAAGGAUUCCCAUCUCUACAAGAGCUGGAUCAGCGGCAAUGCCUUGGGUCCGUCUCUCGAGGAGUUCGCGGCCAAGUUGCCGACUAUGGGCUUGUUCAUGCAGAACAGCUUCUCCGUUUCGAAUGUCGGAGCCCUCAGGACUGUACCACAAGAUUUGAACGUCGAAGAGCCGGUCGUAAAGAUCGAAGACGUACAGUUCUCGGCUGGACCCGUCCAGGGCGCGGUUGGUUAUCAUGGCAUCGUGUUCAACGUGGCUGGAGUUGCGGGCGGCGACACCGUCAUCAACGCUUGCACUGAGAAGGACAUGGCGCCUGAUGGGAUGCCUCAAGCUGUUCUGGACGGUGUUAUGGCUCGGAUCGAUGCGCUGCUGUUGCAGCGUGGCGUUUCCGAAAAGUCAUAA